Messenger RNA from Gallus gallus (chicken), 3719 nucleotides. RefSeq names its product ezrin (gene EZR). NCBI's taxonomy places the organism in Eukaryota, Metazoa, Chordata, Aves, Galliformes, Phasianidae. The record is from RefSeq and is a predicted model, not a curated record. Gene Ontology annotation, molecular function: cell adhesion molecule binding; actin binding. Bases 850 to 2433 code for a protein of 527 amino acids. Gene Ontology annotation, biological process: positive regulation of protein localization to early endosome; regulation of organelle assembly; positive regulation of early endosome to late endosome transport. The transcript is spliced from 11 exons. Gene Ontology annotation, cellular component: adherens junction; apical part of cell; plasma membrane.
GGUCUGCAGUAUGUAGACAACAAAGGGUUCCAGACUUGGCUGAAGCUGGAUAAAAAGGUAAUUGCUGAUUAAAAGUUAAAGCUUACGUGAUUCCUGAUUUGUUACUGGCUGUAACUUCAUCAACCCUGUACUUGCUGAUUAUUCUUUGAUAUGCGUAAUUUAAGAAUUGUUUUGGGGGACAACUUUGUGACCUCUGUGGGAGCUGUUCGUGUGAAGUGUGACAUGGUGGAGACUCGGUCUUUCUGUAUGAAUGGUGGAAAUCCUCACUGUAGAUCAGCAGCUUGAUACUGUAUCUUGCUGUGUACAAACAUCUGGCCUUCUGUGUCUGGAGGAACAUCUUGACUAAUAGCAGCAUUAGUCUCUGCUUGCAUAAGAUCAGUUGCUGUGUUGAUUUAAUAAAGAAGAAGAAAGGUUGCUUCAAGUCUGGGCAUUUGUAACAUAGAGGCUCAGAUGCAUCUGAUCUGCUUUUGUUUGUGAACUUGCAAACUUGCAGGCUUGCAAUUCUUAGGAGGGAAUGAACUGUCUUUCCUGACGGGGCAGUCAGUGACAUACCUGCUUAGCAUAAGGGGGCUGAUGUGUCACAAGUUUAGAGCACUAGAUGGGUUGCAGCAUGAUAAACCCCACAUUUUUCAGAGGCUGAGAUUUGCUGUACAAGCAGAAUUUUACAUUCUGAGUUUAAAAUAAUAAUGUAUCUCUUCUCUGUUCUCAUAUGAGUGAGCAGCUGGAAUUAAAGAAUGAGAGUAAUUGGCUGUCAAUCACUUGCUUAUUGCAAAAUUGCAGGAGGCCUGUGGGCUGUAGCCUCGGGAUUUAUUUCCCAGAGUGCAAAGGCCAUUGCUCCCUCUUUAUCUCAUGCCACCAACUAGCACGGUUUCUGCUCAAGAAAUCAGAAAGGAGAAUCCCCUCCAGUUCAGGUUCCGUGCCAAGUUCUUCCCAGAGGAUGUGGCUGAAGAGCUGAUACAGGACAUCACGCAGAAGCUCUUCUUCCUUCAGGUGAAGGAAGGGAUCCUCAGUGAUGAGAUCUACUGUCCUCCUGAAACAGCAGUGCUUCUUGGCUCCUAUGCUGUGCAGGCCAAAUUUGGAGAUUACAACAAAGAUGUGCACAAGCCUGGAUACCUCAAUUCAGAGCGUCUUAUCCCCCAGAGGGUGAUGGAUCAGCAUAAACUCUCCAGAGACCAGUGGGAGGAACGGAUCCAGGUUUGGCAUGCUGAGCACAGUGGUAUGCUCAAAGAGAAUGCCAUGCUGGAAUACCUGAAGAUUGCUCAAGACCUUGAGAUGUAUGGAAUCAACUACUUUGAAAUCAAGAAUAAGAAAGGAACUGACCUCUGGCUGGGAGUUGAUGCCUUAGGGCUCAACAUCUAUGAAAAAGAUGAUAAACUGACUCCAAAGAUUGGGUUCCCCUGGAGUGAAAUCAGAAACAUCUCUUUCAAUGACAAAAAGUUUGUAAUAAAGCCCAUCGACAAGAAGGCACCUGACUUUGUGUUUUAUGCCCCUCGUCUGAGAAUUAACAAGAGGAUCCUGCAGCUCUGCAUGGGCAACCACGAACUGUAUAUGCGGCGCAGGAAGCCUGACACCAUUGAGGUGCAGCAGAUGAAGGCCCAGGCCCGGGAAGAGAAGCACCAGAAGCAGCUGGAAAGGCAACAACUGGAAAAUGAAAAGAAGAAGAGGGAGACAAUUGAGAGGGAGAAGGAGCAAAUGUUGAGGGAAAAAGAAGAACUGCUGGUGAGGCUACAAGAGUAUGAAGUGAAGACUAAGAGAGCAGAGAAAGAGCUCUCAGAUCAGAUCCAAAGAGCUCUUCAGCUGGAGGAAGAAAGGAGACGAGCUCAGGAGGAAGCAGAACGUUUGGAAGCUGAUCGUCUGGCUGCUCUGCAAGCCAAGGAAGAGCUGGAGAGACAAAAUAUUGACCAGAUAAAGAGCCAGGAACAGCUGGCUGCAGAGCUUGCAGAGUAUACAGCCAAGAUCGCACUUCUUGAAGAGGCAAGGAAGCGUAAGGAGAGUGAGGUUGAAGAAUGGCAGAUCAGAGCUAGGGAAGCCCAGGAGGAUCUGGUAAAGACGAAGGAGGAGCUACACUUGGUAAUGACUGCUCCACCUCCACCGCCACCCAUCUACGAGCCUGUGAACUACCACGUGCACGAUAACCUGCAUGAUGAGGGGUCUGAGUACUCUGCCUACAGCGCAGAGUUCUCCAGUGAGGGGAUCAGGAAUGACCGCAAUGAGGAGAAACGCAUUACUGAAGCAGAGAAGAACGAGCGUGUACAGAGGCAGCUGAAGGCACUGACAGAUGAGCUGGCGCAGGCCAGAGAUGAAGAUAAGAGGACCCAAAAUGAUAUCAUCCACUCAGAGAACGUGCGACAGGGCCGUGACAAGUACAAGACGCUGCGGCAGAUCCGACAAGGCAACACCAAGCAGAGAAUUGAUGAGUUUGAGGCAAUGUAAUGAGUGCUUACAACAAGAAGGCAAGACUGUGGGAAAAGCAGAUCUUAAUGCUGUGGUUUUGGUUUUGUUUUCACCCUGAGGAGGGGUCACUGUAUGGUAUUUAACAAAUGUUCUCUAAACCCAGAGGUGUUUGUUUGCAUCUCCCUUUUCUUCCAUACCAUGUAUUAAAUUUGGUAUAGUUAAAAAUCGAUCUUACCUCUGAUCCUGGCAACUUGCUCAUGCCUUUGCUUAGUGCCAAAAGGCCUUAUUUCGUAUCUCUCUGUAACCAACACAAAUCCACAUCUAGUCGUAGAGGCAUGUCCUGCGCAGGUGCUGGAUUCACCUUGGUCUAAAACUUAGCAGCUGGGGGUGAAUUUUGUGCCAUAUGUCUUUGUGUUACAGUGUAAUGUCCAACAGGUGAGAGGUCACAAGUCAGGAACUGCGAACAGCCGUGUGUGUGCUGAAGCAGGCACGUGCACUCUGUUUUCUUCUUGGUCUUGAUGCCCACCUGACACACAACCAAAAGAGAACUGACAACACCUCAGAACUGUAUUGCGUUGAAAUAAGGCUUCUCCCAAUUGCCCUGCUCAAUUGGAGAAAUGCUGCAGCGACAGCUCCCAAGUGUGGCAUAGAACGGGGCACCCUCCUCACGUAACAACUAGGCAAAUAUUCUGUUGGAAUAAUACACUACUGUGUUUGUAUUCCAGUUUCAUAACUGAUCGGUUCUAGUGUAGUAUUUAUAUAUAUAUAAAAUAUGCAGUAUGUGGAUUGCAGUAAGUAGUAGUUUAAAAGGGAAAUAGUUUUGCUCUGUAUAUUUUGUUACUUUUCAGAUUUAAUGACUCGCAUCUGUAAAGACGCCUGACCACUGUAGUCUGCAGUACAACUGAUUAUUUACUAUUAAGCAUUAUUUGUAAAGAUCAUUUUUUUUACUUAAUGAAAAAUUGAUAUGUACACAUGAUCCAAUAUAUACAAUUUUACUGCACCUAUUUUUCUAACAAAUUUUCUAAUUUUUUAAAUGUUUGAUUUAAAGUUUCAGACUCCAAACAUGAAGGGACUGCUUGUUUAUACCACAGGUGUAUCUCUCUAUUAGAGAGCAUUUCUGUGACCAUUCCUUCCCCACUAAUCUCCCCCUUUUUUCUUGAAAAUCUGUUAGAAAGUGAGAUACAGCAUGGUGUCAGCUCUGCUCUUCCAUUUACAACAUCUGUGCUGCUUUAUACUCGAGUUGAAUCUUCUUGUGUGGUGUUGUGUUUUUUUUUUUAUUUGCAGCAGCAAACAUCUAAAUAAAAGAUCUGCAAAGUAACAAAGGA